AUGGACUCGAAGGAUACGCAACACUAUUUCAGGGAGCACAACCUGCCCUCGCUCGAUGUUGACUGGCUGAUGGGAUGCAAGAAGCGGAGACCGUCUGCUGGCUCGAAGGGUUGGGAUGUUUCGGGUCAACAGCAACAUGGAAAGAGCAACAGAGACGGAGAGGGGGAGCGCAGUGAGGACCCCACGCCGACGAGGGUCCACGUACCACAUGCCGAUGCAGAGGUUUGCGAGCGGGUCAAGAGGAGGAACUCGAUUCCUGCUGAGCUGGAGAACGGCGGGCCCCGGUUCCCGUUUGGCGGCGGUGUUGCAUCUGACGAAACCUCGCUGGACAGUGCCAAUGCACACCAUCUUCGCAAACCUGAUGGAGUGGACCCUGCAGCGGGUGCCAGGAGGGUGCGGUCAAUGUCCGUGGGGGACACAGAGGAUAUGAGGAUGCGUGCGCAGUCCGUGGAGGCCGCACGUCAACAACAACAGCACAAACCGGAGAAGAAGCCUAGCUUCUUCAAAAGCUUGUUUGGAGGAGGGCACAAGAAACAUGUGUCAACAUCGAGUUCAAUUCCGGUGAUUAAACCACGUAGACCGUCUAUCCCGCAUGUCAGCCGUGACGGAGAUACAGCACACAGGACGCGCUACAGAGAGAACCGCGGGGAAAGCCCAUCUGCAUCUACUACAUCGAGUGUAUCGUCGCUGCAGCGGGAUGGCAGGGACGCAGAGGUGACAUGGCAGGGGAGGUAUGCACAACCAAGUACUGGUACAACAACAACAACAGCGAUCCCACCGGAUAUGACCCCCCUGACCAAGUCGCAGACAGCAUCGGCUACCGUGUUGCCGUAUCACAGCACACCGCAGGACCACCAUCACCAUCACCAUCAUCAUCACGACCAACACGGAACUAUACGCGAGGGCGAGGAGGCGUCGAAUUUUCAAGGUCUGGGAACCACGGCAACUAACAAUUCGUCAGACAGUAUUAUAAGCGAUGAGCAGGAGGAUCCGCGUCUUAUCGAGUUCCUCAAGUACUACAAGUCGAAAAACUACGCAAUGUCCGCUUUCAGCAAGGUGAAUUUCAAUGCGGGAAAGGCCAAACAGAACUCCGGUAACGUAACUCUGGAAAAACUGAGGAAACCCGGGAAGGCAUCGUUCUCAAUAGACGAACAUCUUGCGGAGGGAGAUCACAAGAAUAACGUACGGUUUGACUCCAGGGGGAGACCUAUACCGGCCCAUCCAGAUAAUCCGAAACUGCCCUCCGCUUUCAAGAAGGUCAACCGGAACAAGAAGAGUCAUGUGAACCCAGAGCCAGACAAGACAGACGACAGCUCGACAACACUCUCAUCUGUUCCGCAAAGCUCAUCCUCAAACAAGUUUGGUGCGUUCCUGAAAAGAGUAACAUCGUACGGGGCUGGGUCCAGUACCGAGAACAUGAAAUCGGACGAAUCAAUUGCCUCCACCUCAGGUGUACGGCACCAUACAGUAUCGCAAUUUGAUGCAUCAGCGGCCACCACGGUGCCCGGGCUCGAGGAUCUGGGGACCUUUAAGCAUGUCGCAUUUGCGGCAAAUACGUACUUCAAUGACCCACCACAGCAGAUCUGCUCCAAGAACCCGAGGAAAGGAGAAGUGGAGGUGAAACCUAACGGAUCGGUGGUGAUACAUCGACUGACCCCACAGGAGAAAAGAAGAGUCUUGAAGGAGUACAGCAGUGGGAUCGUUGUCGGCGGUACCGGUCAGCUCAAAUUGCUUGUUCCAAUGGAAGCUGACUCGGAGGUCGACCUAAAGAAACAGGAGGAACAGGUCCCCAUACGGCACGGAGAUUCAGCGGAAGAACAGGAGACGCCAACGAAAACGGAGACGGAAAGUGAGGUCUCUGCGAAGUUGCGUAACAUGAAACUAGCCGCGGCGGAAGCCGCAGCAGAGGCCAGAGCAAAGGAGACCCCAAAUGACCUCAACAGGACAGCAACAAACAACGAGGAGGAAGUCUCCGUUAGCAAAAUGGCUUCCCACUUGACAAUUGACAAACCCAUGGUAAGUCGGCGUUCAUCCUCAAAUAUACUCUCUUCGUCGAACUCCUCUGCAUCUUUGCUGUCGCACGAAUCUGACUCUGCAAAUGCGGAAAAGGAUGAAAUCUUUCCUCCACCAACUUUAAAAAUCCCACACCAGCUUGUAUACACGAGAUGUUGUCAUUUGAGGGAAAUCUUACCGAUCCCUGCUAUUCUGAAACAAUUGAAGCCUGGGUCCACUGAUCCAAUUCCACUUUUGCAACUAAGGAACCCGCGACCAUCUAUGGUCGAAAUUCUCUCGUUCAGCGACUUCAUCAGUAUUGCUCCAAUUUCGUGUAUCUCUUUGGACGGUGUCCAUUUGACAGCAGAAAUGUUCCAAAUAAUAUUGAGCAGUUUGAUGUUCAAGCCAACAUUUGAAAAACUCUCUCUGCGCAACACGCCCCUCGACUCGGAAGGUUGGAAAAUCUUGAGCUACUUUAUCUCCAAAUGUAAGUCGCUGCUGGCACUAGAUUUGACAAUGGUGCCCCAUAUCAAGACAAAUGUGCAAAAGCCGUCGAAAUCAUCCUUGAAAAAUAAACUACCUAGAAUGGAAUGCCAUAUGGAGGAUAGAUCAGAUAUGAACUGGCAUUUGAUAGCAGGUGCCAUUGCGUUUAGAGAAGGAUUGGAGGAAAUCAUAGUGUCAGGGGCGAAAAUGACAUUUGCACAGCUGAAAACAUUCAUUGAGGUGGCAUGUGGCUCCACUACUAGACUGGGGCUCGCAUAUAACGAUCUAUCAGCCAAGCAGUGUGAAAUUCUGGCGAACUGGAUAGUGUAUUCACGAGUGACAGGGCUGGAUAUUGGAUUCAACAAUCUGAAGGGCAAAUUAGCGCCCUUCAGCGCUGCCAUUUGGAACAAAAUUUACGGUAAUUCGGAGAGCAACGAGUUCAAGUAUUUAUCAUUGAAUGGGACUCAGUUGGAAGUCAACGAACACGAUACAUCGGAGAAUAAUGAUUUUUUAAAGCUGUUGAGCAUUUUAUGUUACUCAGAAAAUCUGAAAUUCCUUGACCUAUCGAACAAUCCAUUGAUAUUUCCGGCCUGUAUACCAACACUAUUGAACUGCUUACCGAUAUUUGUGAGCUUAUUAAGACUGCACAUUGAUUACGAAAACAUAACGACUCCAGCGUUGGUGACUUUGGCUGAGUGCCUCCCACUCUGUAAACAAUUGAGUUAUUUGUCCGUUUUGGGCACAGAAUUGGAUCUUGCGUCCUGCAAGGCACUGGUAGAAGCAUUUAAAAAGAGCAAGACAUUAAUUACUUUGGACGUGGAUUACAUAUACAUGCCAGAUUCUAUCAAAGAGAAAAUCUCAUUGUACGCAAUUAGAAACAUUCAAACUCAACUGGAGCGUGUGAGGAAGAAUGCAACCAAAGAACAGAUUAAGCAAUUUAACGAAACGCACCAUUACCACCAUCAUACUCCUGAUAACGACAACCAGAUUCAAACUCUUCAAGAUGAAUUGGCCAAUUUGUUGACUGUUAAGCGUUCCACCGUGAAAAAGGAGGUCUACGAUAAGAUGGUCGAAGAGUUUGUUAAAAAAGCGGAACUGGGUCGUGAGAAGAUUAGGAAAGUUGUGCAGGAUCUGUUUAGUUUAAGAAUGGAGGGUGAGUUGAAUUUGGAAGGUAAAGAGACAUUAAUUAGAUUGUGUUUUAUUGAUGCCAGUUUGGAAAAGGGUAUCAAACUACUGGAAAAUACGCAUUCUAAUACCGGGAGAGCACGCGACACAGUCAGGGGGUUUGGUUCUGUCCAAAGUUUGUCUGACACCAGUACCUCGGACGUAUCGACGCUAAAUCCCAGAGAAACGGUUUUAUCGUCACCAUCGUUUGGGAAUAGCGGUCACGUUGCGCUACUGCCCUUUGGUAAUGCUCAAAUCGAUACCUCCCAUAGGAAUGCGGAGGAUACUAUUGAAUUUAGGGACAAUGGUCCCACUGCACUGGUGGACCCCUUAUCUGUAAAACCUGAGAACGGAAAUGGCACAGCGGGGGAACAAGAUGAAGAGACUGUUGUACCACCAGCUAAACACGCUAUCUCUCCAGAAGAGAAGGACACGCUCGUUAAGGCAGCGAAGUCAAUGGACAGUGAUCAAGUCAAGGAGUUUUUGUUGAAAAACGACGUGAGCACCGUGAUCAGCGUAAUCGACGAACUACACAAGCAAGGGUUUCAUCUCCACCACAUAUUUAAAAAGGAUGCAACCGAUAAAGGUGAUGACGAUACAGAUUCGCCGAUCAGUGACGAACAAGAUGCUCCUGCAUCAAAGGGAACUACUGAACCUGAAGAAUCAGCACAUAGGAUGGAUCACAACGAAACAGAAGCUAUUGAUGCUGCUUACGAUCAGGUUUUGGACCAUUUGCAGAAGGUGAGAACUUCGGCGGGCUCGACUCCACUCCCAAAAAAAUGA
Molecule: messenger RNA, 4422 nt
Organism: Huiozyma naganishii CBS 8797
Lineage: Eukaryota; Fungi; Ascomycota; Saccharomycetes; Saccharomycetales; Saccharomycetaceae
Gene: MHP1
Product: Mhp1p
Exons: 1
Coding region: 1-4422 (1473 amino acids)
Source: RefSeq, a predicted model, not a curated record